This is a messenger RNA of Limulus polyphemus (Atlantic horseshoe crab), 7061 nucleotides long. It is a transcript of the gene obe, whose product is annotated as activating signal cointegrator 1 complex subunit 3-like. NCBI's taxonomy places the organism in Eukaryota, Metazoa, Arthropoda, Merostomata, Xiphosura, Limulidae. The transcript is spliced from 40 exons. The record is from RefSeq and is a predicted model, not a curated record. Gene Ontology annotation, molecular function: nucleic acid binding; ATP hydrolysis activity; ATP binding. The coding region runs from base 130 to 6687 and encodes 2185 amino acids.
CUAAACAGAUGGCGCUUUUUGCCAACAAAAAAGUUGUAAUCAAAGUUAAGAAUAUCGUAACUUUAUUUGUAGGAUAUAUGGAUAUAUUUUGCAGUGUGAUAAAGCUACAGUGUCAUUAUAAUUGCUGAAAUGGUACUUCCACGAUUGACAAAAGCACUCCGGGCUUUUUCCUACAUAAGUGAUCCUUCUGUUAGAGAAGUUGAUGAAGAAGUAGAUGUCUUGGCAAAAAAAAGAAAAGAGAGAGCUGAGAGGCAUAUAAAAAACAAUACUCUGACUUGGAAUGUUGUGAGGAAAGCCUUUCAGAACCUUUCUGAUCCCUCACAAGAAGUAGUUACAACUGCUUUGAAAGAGUUGAAGAACUAUGCUAAGGAACUUAUUGGGUCAGAGUCUUCUGAAGAAAUGAUAGAGAGUGCUGCUGUGUACCUCAUGGAGGUUUUUCAGGACUGCAACUUGAUUGGUUAUAAGCAAAUGCUACAGCUUCAAAUAAUGUUUGGAUCCUUUUCAUCUUCUAUAGCGACUUUGGCAUGUAAGCUUGUUGGAAAGAUGCUUUCGUGGUUACCGGAUAAGGAAAGAAAUAAUUUUCUGAAACAGAAUAAUUUUGGUGAAGAAGAAUUUGAAGAAUUUGGAUAUAAGAUCAGAUUUGUUGGAUAUCAACCUUUUGAUGAUAGUAGCUUAAUUUUGAGUUGGGAUCAAGAAGAUUCAAAAAGGCAGGAUUUGUUUUUUACCUUAGAUCUUGAGAAGCCUGUUAGAAAAGAUAACAAUAAAGAAGAAAGCAAAAGACAAAAAAAAAUGCUUUGUUUUGAUAAAAGAUGGUUAGAGCACGAAGUAAAAAAGUACUAUGCUCAUCCUUCAAGCAAUUUACUUGGGCUUGAUGUUGAUGAUAUUGUUUCAUCUAUAUUAGCCAUAUUAAUGUCAGAAAAGUCAAUUGAUGAACUCCAAAAUGAUCUGUUUGAGCUUUUGGGAGUUGAAAGACUUAGCCUGAUACAGCCUCUACUAGAGCACAGGAAAGAGAUUGUUACAACAAGAUCAUCUGGUCCUGUCGAUGUUUCUUUAGCUGGAGUGAUGUCAAAUACUAAACAGAGAUCUGCUUAUGGCUGCCAAGUUACAAUUCAGUCUGAAAAAGAACGACAGUUGAAGAAACAGUUCAAGAAAGAAGAUAGACGCAUCCAGCGAGACCAAGCACGGAAUCUUGAUGAUAAUACAUUUAUAUUUGAUCCUCAGUAUCUUAGAGAUCAAAGGGAAUUACAGCUGUUGUCUGCUAAGAGGAAGCCACUGUUUUCACACAAGUCAGUGGCUGGACACCCAAAAAAUCUUCCAUAUGUGUUUGAUUCCUAUGCUGAAGCUAAACUGUCUGCUGGAUACGUUGGAGGAGUAAAAAUGACCCUUCCAUGGGGAUUUGAACAUGUAAAAAAUUCCAAAUAUGAAGAGGUGAAUAUUCCACCAAGUGAACAACCUCCUACCCAAGUGGGGCAGAAGCUAAUUCCUAUUUCUACUCUUGAUGAGCUUGGUCAAGUAGGAUUCCGAGGUAUGAAAACCUUGAACCGCAUUCAGUCAAUUGUCUUUCCUUCUGCAUAUUAUACAAAUGAAAACCUUCUGAUCUGUGCACCUACUGGUGCUGGGAAAACCAAUAUUGCUAUGUUAACUAUUCUCCACCAAAUUAAACAGCAUAUGGAAGGAAGUGUCCUGAAAAAAGAUAAAUUUAAGAUUGUGUAUGUUGCUCCAAUGAAAGCGUUAGCAGCAGAGAUGGUGAGAAACUUCAACAAGAGACUGGAACCACUAGGAGUCUUGGUACGAGAACUUACAGGUGACAUGCAACUGACUAAGACAGAAAUAUUACAGACUCAGAUGCUGGUUACAACUCCUGAGAAGUGGGAUGUAGUGACACGAAAGUCAACUGGAGACAUUGCCCUCAUUAAGCUAGUUAAAUUGAUAAUUAUUGAUGAAGUUCAUCUUCUUCAUGGUGAUCGAGGCUCUGUUUUAGAAGCCUUAGUUGCCAGAACCCUGAGACAGGUUGAGUCCUCUCAGAGUAUGAUCCGGAUUAUUGGGCUCUCUGCUACAUUGCCCAACUAUCUAGAUGUGGCUAGAUUUCUCUGUGUAACACCACAUACUGGUUUGUUUUUCUUUGAUGGGAGGUUUCGGCCUGUCCCUCUUGGCCAGACUUUUAUUGGUGUUAAAUCCCAGAACCCACUUCAGCAGCUUCAAGAAAUGGACGAGGUUUGUUAUCAGAAAGUAGCCAGUACAGUGGAGAAAGGUCAUCAGGUAAUGGUGUUUGUACAUGCUCGAAAUGCUACUGUCAGAACUGCCAUAGUACUGAAAGAAAUGGCUCAGAAUAAAGGACAGUUAUACUUAUUCUGUGCUGAUCAGAACCCUCAGUUUGGUGCAGUAGAAAAGCAGAUAAACAAGUCCAGAAAUAAUCAAUUGAAGGAUCUUUUCCAUUAUGGUUUUGCCAUACAUCAUGCUGGAAUGAUACGAACUGAUCGUAAUUUGGUGGAAAAAUAUUUCAGUGAAGGUUUAAUUAAGGUUUUGGUGUGUACAUCAACAUUAGCUUGGGGUGUCAAUCUUCCUGCUCAUGCUGUUGUUAUCAAGGGGACUGAAAUUUACGAUUCCAAACAUGGCUCUUUUGUGGAUUUGGGAAUUCUGGAUGUGAUGCAGAUUUUUGGACGUGCAGGGCGACCCCAGUUUGACAAAACUGGACAUGGAAUAAUUAUCACAACACAUGAUAAACUGAGCCAUUAUUUGUCACUAUUAACCAACCAUUACCCAAUUGAGAGUAACUUCAUUCAGAAUUUAGCUGAUAAUCUUAAUGCUGAGAUUUCAUUGGGUACUGUGACCACCAUAGAUGAAGCAGUGGAAUGGUUAAAAUACACAUAUUUGUAUGUCAGAUUGGCUCAAAAUCCACAAGCAUAUGGGUUCAAAUACACAGUGCCUCAGAGUGAUCCACACCUUGAACACAUCAGGAGAGAACUGAUCAUUUCUGCAGCAAAGGAACUAGACAAGGCACAUAUGAUCAGAUAUGAGGAAAGCACUGGUUACUUGCAUGCUACCGACAUGGGGCGCACUGCUAGUCAUUUCUAUAUCAAAUAUGCCACAGUGGAAGCUUUCAAUGAACGACUAAAACCCAUCAUGACAGAAGCUGAUAUAUUGGGUAUGCUGUCACAGGCUCAAGAAUUUGACCAGCUUAAGGUGAGCUAUACUGUUUUAUCUGAUAACUCCACUCUUCUGUCUAAUUUCAUUGACAUUUCAUUUCUGAAUGUUGAAGGGGGGAGUGAAAAUGCACACGGGAAAGUGAACAUUCUCAUUCAGACCCACAUAUCACGUGGACAAGUUAAUUCUUUUUCUCUAGUUUCUGAUAUGGCCUAUGUGGUACAGAAUGGUGUACGGAUUCUUAGAUCAUUAUUUGAAAUGGUGUUAAAAAAGAACUGGUCUAUCAUGGCUGGCAGGCUUCUAACCCUCAGUAAGGUACUGGAACAUCAGAUAUGGCAGUUUGAAAGCCCUCUCAGACAAUUUGGGGAUAUUGGUCCAGAUGUUUUGUCAAAACUGGAAAGUAAAAAGAUAUCUGUAGAUAUACUGAGAGAAAUGGAUCACUCCGAAAUAGGUCAGAUGAUUAGGCAUGUUAAAAUGGGAAAAGUAGUAAAAACAUACCUUGAACAAAUUCCGUUAUUGACUCUGAACCCCAGAAUUCAACCAAUUACACGGACUGUACUGAAAAUUACAUUAGGAUUAACUCCAGACUUCCAGUGGAAUGAUAAAAUUCAUGGGAAAACUGAGGCCUUCUGGAUUUGGGUUGAAGAUCCAGAAAGUAAUUAUAUAUAUCAUUCAGAGUAUUUUCUGUUGACAAGAAAACAAACUGUGCUGAAAGAAACCCAGAAUUUGGUGUUUACCAUUCCAGUAUAUGAGCCUCUCCCUAGUCAGUACUUAGUACGAGCUAUCUCUGAUCAUUGGCUAGGAUCUGAGUCCACAACACCAGUAUCCUUUCAACACUUGAUUCUUCCAGAGAGGCAUCCACCCCACACAAGCCUUCUGGAUUUGCAGCCACUUCCCGUGGAAGCUCUUAAUGAUGCUAAACUAGAAGAUCUUUAUAACUUCUCCCAUUUCAACUCAAUUCAGACACAACUUUUUCAUACAUUGUAUUACACGGACAAUAAUGUGCUUCUUGGAGCACCCACUGGCUCAGGGAAAACCAUUGCAGCUGAAAUUGCAAUGUUUAGACUUUUCAGGGAAUAUCCUGGAAGUAAGGUGGUUUAUAUUGCUCCACUAAAGGCUCUUGUAAGAGAGAGAAUUAAAGACUGGAAGGUCAGACUUGAAGAGAAAAUAAAUAAAAAGGUAGUUGAAUUAACUGGAGAUGUCAUGCCUGAUGCAAGAGCCAUCACUGCUGCUGAUGUAAUUGUUACCACUCCAGAAAAAUGGGAUGGAGUUAGUCGAAGCUGGCAGAUAAGGAAUUAUGUACGGGAAGUGAACCUUAUGAUAAUUGAUGAAAUUCACCUGUUAGGGGAAGACCGAGGGCCUGUAUUGGAAGUAAUAGUUUCCCGCACCAAUUUCAUAUGUGUGCAUAUGGAUAAAGUCUUGCGUAUCAUUGGUCUUUCCACUGCACUUGCCAAUGCCAAAGACUUAGCUGAUUGGCUCAGGAUAGACCAGGUUGGCCUUUACAAUUUCAGACCCUCUGUGAGACCUGUUCCUUUAGAGGUUCACAUUUCAGGUUACCCUGGAAAACAUUAUUGCCCUCGAAUGGCCUUGAUGAAUAAACCUGCCUAUCAAGCUAUUUGCACCCAUUCACCCAACAAACCAGUUCUGAUUUUCGUUUCAUCAAGAAGACAAACUCGUCUCACUGCUCUGGACUUGAUUGCUUUCCUUGCUGCUGAAGAUAAUCCCAGACAAUGGAAUAAAACACCAGAAUCAGAGAUGGAAUCUUAUCUUCACGACGUAAGAGAUCAGAACUUAAAGCUGACUUUAGCUUUUGGUAUUGGUAUACAUCAUGCAGGUCUUCAUGAUCAAGAUCGGCAACUGGUUGAGUUCCUUUUUGUUGAAUUUAAGAUUCAGGUGCUGAUUGCUACAGCCACCCUUGCAUGGGGUGUAAAUUUUCCAGCUCACCUUGUAAUUGUGAAGGGAACAGAAUAUUAUGAUGGAAAGACUCAACGUUAUGUUGAUUUUCCUAUUACUGAUGUUCUACAGAUGAUGGGAAGAGCAGGACGUCCACAGUUUGAUGAUCAAGGAGUUGCUGUUAUUUUGGUUCAUGAUAUUAAGAAACACUUCUACAAAAAGUUCCUUUAUGAGCCUUUUCCUGUGGAAUCUAGUCUUUUGCAAGUACUACCAGAUCAUUUAAAUGCAGAGAUUGUAGCAGGAACCAUCACUUCCAAACAAAAUGCCUUGGACUACAUCACAUGGACAUAUUUCUUUAGAAGACUUGUUGAGAAUCCCAGUUAUUAUGGCUUGGAGAGUGUCAACAGCAGUGUUUUGAAUAAAUACCUGUCAGGCCUCGUGGAUUCUGCUGUGAAGACAUUAGAAAAGUCACACUGCUUACAAGUUGGAGAGGACAACAGAGCCUUAACUUCUACAGUAUUUGGAAGGAUUGCUUCUUUCUACUACUUGAGUCAUCUAACUGUUCAGAGUUUUUGUGAUCAACUAGGGCCAGACAGGUCUUUGGAAGACUUGCUAAAAGUCUUGACCAGUGUACAGGAAUAUGCAGAACUUCCAGUACGACAUAAUGAAGAUGCUAUUAACAGUGAGUUAGCCAAAAGGUGCCCCCUGGAGGUGAGUCCGUACAGUUAUGACAGUCCUUACACAAAGGCCUACCUGUUGUUCCAGGCACACUUUUCUCGGUUGGAGUUGCCAUGUUCUGAUUACCUUACUGAUUUAAAGUCUGUGUUGGACCAAUCAAUCAGGAUUCUACAGGCGAUGAUUGAUGUGUCAGCAGAUCAAGGGUGGCUGGUCACAACACUUCGUGUGAUUGGAAUUCUACAGAUGGUAAUACAAGCUUGCUGGCAGACAGACAGUACUUUGUUAAGCCUUCCUCAUAUAGAAUGCUAUCACCUGCAUGACUUUGGGCAAAGUAAAAACCAGAGUAAUAUGCAGAAUGGAUCUUCCUUUGAGUCUCUCCCAGAGUUAAUGGCUGUUGUUAAUGGCAAAUAUGAAUCACUGGCUGGAAUGUUGAGGCCUAAUCUUGAUGAAAACAAGAUAGAACAGGUUUUCCAGACUUUGAUACAACUACCAGUUUUACAUGUUACAAUGAAGAUUAAAGGUUGGUGGAUGGAAAGUGCUGAAGAAGAAGAACGAACCAUCUUAAUUGAACAAUUUUGUGGAGUCCAAUUGGACAAACAGUGGAUUCAAGUUCAUGCUGAUCAAGAAUACAUUCUUAAUGUCAAAUUCUUGCGCCGGAACAGGAUUAAAAAAAAGGAUACUAAGGCUUUAGCUCCACGUUUUCCUAAGCAAAAAGACGAAGGAUGGUUUCUGGUGCUAGGAGACAUUGAGAACCAAGAAUUGAUAGCAAUCAAAAGGAUUGGCUACAUAUCAAGCUAUGCAAGUCACCAGCUUAUGUUCUACACUCCUGAAUCUCCUGGCAGGGUGAUCUACACAAUCUUUAUACUUAGUGACUGUUAUUUGGGGCUAGACCAGCAGUAUGACAUCUGUCUGGAUGUACUGGAACCCAGUCUUAUGGCUCAGGUGAACACAGAAGUUCAUGAGGAAGUUUGAUUAUCACAUAUGUUUACCAACCACAAGAGACUCUUGAGUACCUAAUACUUUGAUCAUUUAAGUUCUGUAUUGUGUUCAUUAACUCUACAAGGAUAUGAAUAUCAGAGGUAAAAGUUUUUUGUUCUAAAAAUUUGUUUUUGAAAUUUUGAAAGUUAAUUGAUGUACAUUUUCAGUUUUCAUAUUCUAGCAUUAGCAUUGCAUAAAACUAUUAAAAUGUAAUUUCACCAGAUUCUUACAUGUUUAUUUCCAGCACAUUGGUGUAAUCUGGUUCACUUUUUUUUAACCACUUUACUCAGCCUGAAAGUGAUUAAACUUCCUGAUCUGUAACAAUGUUCUUAUUGAUUAUUAAAAGGUGUUAAUUUAAGAACUCCAAA